Phyllostomus hastatus (greater spear-nosed bat) is the source of this 1783-nucleotide messenger RNA. RefSeq names its product glypican 2 (gene GPC2). The transcript has 11 exons. Lineage: Eukaryota; Metazoa; Chordata; Mammalia; Chiroptera; Phyllostomidae. Gene Ontology annotation, biological process: cell migration; regulation of protein localization to membrane; regulation of signal transduction. The coding region runs from base 68 to 1783 and encodes 571 amino acids. Gene Ontology annotation, cellular component: synapse; plasma membrane; extracellular region. The record is from RefSeq and is a predicted model, not a curated record.
UGGCUUAAUUUCUCUCUUGAUCCCGCCCCUGAGGCCGGCUCCGUGCUAUCAUUGGGUCGCAGCUACUAUGUCUGCGCUGCGAACUCUUCUGCUUCUGCUGCUACCUCUGUAUCCUGGUCUUGGUCCUGGAACCGGGAGCGAGGCAAAGGUCACCAGGAGUUGCACUGAGACCCGGCAAAUUCUGGGGGCCCGGGGAUAUAGCUUAAGCCUACUCCCUCCCGCCCUGAUCUCAGGUGAGCAUCUCCGGGUCUGUCCCCAAGAAUAUACAUGCUGUUCCAGUGAGAUAGAGGAGAGGCUGACCUGGGACACUGAGGCUACCUUCCGAGGCCUGGUGGAGGAGAGUGGCUCCUUCCUGGUUCACACAUUGGCUACCCGGCAUAGAACAUUUGAUGAGGUUUUUCGGGACAUGCUCUCGUCAGCUGAGCACUCCCUGGCCCUGCUCUUCCACCGCUCCUAUGGCCGCCUGUAUUCCCAGCAUACUCCCUUAUUCAGUGGCCUGUUCUCUAGGCUGCGGGACUACUAUGAGAAGUCCGGUGAGGGGUUAGAUGAUGCCUUGGUGGAUUUCUGGGCGCAGGUCCUGGAGAAAAUGUUCCCCCUGCUGCACCCACAGUACAUCUUCUCCCCUGAAUACCUGUUCUGCCUCACGCGCCUUGCUUCCUCUGCUGAUGACUCUCUGAAGCUUUUUGGGGACUCACCCCGUCGCCUCCGCCUGCAGAUAACCCGGGCCAUGGUGGCUGCCCGGACCUUUAUCCAGGGCCUGGAGACUGGAAGAAAUGUGGUCAGUGAAACGCUUAAGGUGCCCAUGUCCGAUGGCUGCAGGCGGGCUGUGAUGCGUCUGACUGGCUGCCCCUUUUGUCGGGGGGUUCCCUUGCUGCCUCCUUGCCGGGGUUUCUGCCUCAACGUGGCCCAUGGCUGUCUCAGCAGCCAGGGAUUGGACCCUGACUGGGGGGCCUAUCUGGAUGGUCUCCUGUUACUGGCUGAGAAGAUCCAGGGCCCCUUUUCCUUUGAGCUGGCAGCCCAGGCCAUUGGGGUGAAGAUCUCAGAAGGUUUGAUGUACUUGCAGGAAAACAGUGUGGGGCUGUCCGCUCAGGUAUUUCAGGAAUGUGGCGUCCCCCCAAAGGCGAUGACCCGUGCCCGCCGAGCCCCAGCACCAGUAGAAGAGGUGGGCCGAUUGUGGACAGCAGGGGCAGAGGAGGAGCUGCCAACAACAGCAGCAGCCAUGUUGCCCCGAAUGGUGUGGGAGCUGCGUGAAAGGUUGGGCCGGGUCCGGGGCUUCUGGGCCGGGCUGCCCCUGGCGGUGUGUGGGGACCCCCGUAUGGCAGCGGACAUCGCACAGGAGGCAGCACCCUGCUGGACCGGAACCGGGCGGGGCCGGUACUUGUUGCCCGUGGUUGGAGCCUCCCUGACAGAGCAACUCAACAAUCCAGAGGUGCGUGUAGAAGCCUCAAACCCUGACCUUCAGUCUCGGAUGCGGCGGCUGCAGCUCCGGUCAGCCACAAUCAGGAUGAAGGCAGCCGCCCUGGGACGUGACCUGGACCUCGAGGACUGGGAUGAGGAUGCCAGCGGCUCUGGAGAAGGACAGCACUAUGCAGAUGACUGGAUGGCCGGGGCAGCAGCUGUGGGGCCCCCAGCCCGGCCUCCUCGCCCUCCUGGCCGCAAAGGAGGUUUCAUCAUCCGCCAAAACCAGGGCAGGAGCAGGACUGGGGGGACAUCUGUGGGUUUUCACACCCAACCCAUUCUCAUUCUCUUCUUCUCAGCCCUGGCCCUGCUUGGACCUCGAUAA